Gracilinanus agilis (Agile Gracile Mouse Opossum) is the source of this 2052-nucleotide messenger RNA. It is a transcript of the gene DLL3, whose product is annotated as delta like canonical Notch ligand 3. Gene Ontology annotation, cellular component: membrane. Gene Ontology annotation, biological process: multicellular organism development; Notch signaling pathway; cell communication. Bases 1 to 2052 code for a protein of 683 amino acids. NCBI's taxonomy places the organism in Eukaryota, Metazoa, Chordata, Mammalia, Didelphimorphia, Didelphidae. The record is from RefSeq and is a predicted model, not a curated record. Gene Ontology annotation, molecular function: calcium ion binding. The transcript is spliced from 10 exons.
AUGGCCCCCAGGCGGCCGCUGACGGUCCAGCUCCUGGCCGCGCUGCUUUCCCUCCUCUGCUUUCCCAGGGUCCGAGGCGCCGGAGUCUUCGAACUGCAAGUCCACUCUUUCCGGCCGGGGCCUGGGUCCCCCGGCUCCCUGGGCUCACCGUGUGGGGUCCGGAGCUCCUGCCGCCUCGUCUUCCGCGUCUGCCUGAAGCCCGUGCUGCCUGACCUGAGUCCGGAGCUCCCGUGCGCCCUGGGGGCUGCGCUCAGUACCUCGGGAAGCCCCGGCGCUGGGGACCCCACCGAUCCCGGGCCGCAGCUCUCCCUGGCCGACGGCCUCAUCCGUGUCCCUUUCCGUACCGCCUGGCCGGGGACUUUUUCUCUAAUCAUCGAGUCUUGGCGAGAGGAACUUGAGUCCAGGAGGAAGGAAGAGUCGGGGGAGAAGCUUCCAGGGCCCGAUCGGAGUUUGUUGAGCCGGUUGGCCGGGCGGCACAGGUUGGCGGUGGGCGGGCCCUGGGCCCGGGAUGCUAGGCAGGCGGGCGGCUGGGAGCUCCUCUUCUCCUACCGAGUUCGCUGCGAGCCUCACUACUAUGGUCCUGCUUGUGCCCGCCUCUGCCGCCCUCGGGACGACCCCCUUGGCCACUUCCACUGCGGGGCCAACGGGGAGCGUGUGUGCAUGGAUGGCUGGACUGGCGACAUGUGCGCCCGGCCCAUAUGCCAGGAAGGCUGCAGUGCUGAGCAUGGCUCCUGCCAGAGGCCAGGUGAGUGCCAUUGCAGUCAAGGCUGGACCGGCCCCCUUUGCACUGUCCGAGGCCCUGACAGUGACUGCUCCAGCCUUCAGCCGUGUACCAGUGGAGCCACCUGUUCCAACCUCCCAGGAUUCUCCAGCCGCAGAUGCCUCUUCCCCGCCGGGCUGUGCGAUGGGCACCCGUGUUCCAAUGGUGGCAGCUGCAGUGAGGUGGCCGGGGACUUUGAGUGCACAUGUCCGCGGGGCUUCUAUGGAAAGCGGUGUGAGGUCAUUGGGAUGACCUGUGCGGAUGGGCCCUGCUUCAAUGGGGGUACCUGUGUGGACGGCGGAGCCCCUGCUGGCUACACUUGCCGCUGCCCACCAGGCUUCCACGGGUCCAACUGUGAGAAGAAGAUGGAUCGCUGUAGCCUACAGCCUUGUCGCAAUGGGGGUCUGUGCCUGGACGUGGGCCGCGCCGUGCUGUGCCGCUGCAGGCCGGGCUUCGCGGGGCCGCGCUGCGAGCGCGACUUGGACGACUGCGCGGGCCGGCCCUGCGCCAACGGGGGCACGUGCGUGGACGGCGCGCACAGCUUUCGCUGCUCCUGCACUCUGGGCUUCGGCGGGCGUGACUGCCGCGAGCGUGCCGACCCCUGCGAUCCGCAGCCCUGCGCGCACGGGGGCCGCUGCUACGCGCACUUCUCCGGCCAUGUGUGCUCCUGCGCGCCCGGCUACAUGGGCGCACGCUGUGAGUUUCCAGUGCAGGGGGCCGCCCCCGCUCCGCCUCCACCCGGGCCCCACCGCGGGCCCCCGGCAGCCACCCUGCCUCCGGCCUUGGGGCUUCCCUUCGCCCUGCUGCUCUUGCUGGCGGUGGUGGCCGGAGGCGCGGCCCUCCUGCUCCGAGCUCGACGACGGGGCCCGGGGGCACGGCCCCUUCCUCCCUCCGAAGACCCCUCUCCUCCCACCCUGCCCCCGGCGGACGCACUGAACAACCUCCGGACGCACGAGAGAGGCCCCGGGCACUUAAAAGCACCCAAGCACGAGCGGACGCAGCGGCUGCUGGAGCCUCAGUUAGGAAGGAGCCCCAUCUCCUUCUCCAACAGGGCUGACGAUUGGUGUCUUCCCGAAGACAGCGACCCCCGAACCAUCUUUAUCAUCCCAGACUCCUCCCGCUAUGGCAGAGAGGUUGAGCAGCCAGUACUCUCGGAUGAUUUUGAGGUCUCUGUGGCUGGCAAGCUGGUGCAUUCUAAAAAGGGAGGAGAUGGCUAUGUGGAUGGCUACCUGAAUACUUCGAAAUUCGACAAAAUUGUGGCUCAGAUCCAGCAAGUGCUCAAGGACUUGUAA